AUGAACGGCUCAUUCCAAGUCAACACACCUCUUCCUUCACUCUCGUCCUCACCUACCGCUUCACCGGAAGUGUCCAGACUUCCUACUCCCAUGCCGAACGGGGAAAGAAAUGGGAGUCUUCAAGCACCGCGCCCUUCUACCUCUCCAGCCAUAUCUGAUACCUCCGCUCAAACGCCCAGAGCAGGAUCUCCGGUCUUGUUUAUGCCUAAAACAGAUCAAUACGACGCUAGAGGUUCAUUACCCAAUACGUUGUUAUCAGUCGGCAUCAUAGCAGCUGUUCUAGGAGCUGUCAUAGGAUCGUCGCUUUCUCUAGCUGGAAAUAGAGUCUUAGUUCUUCUGGCAGGAAGUUGGGCCCGACCUCAACUAGGUUUCUAUCUCGCUGCUGUAGCUACUUUCCAUUUGUUAGAAUUCAUCACUACCUCAGGAUGGAACCCAUUGAAAGUAUCUGUGGACGCUUUCCUUCUCAACAAUACGAAACAAUAUCCUCUAGCUCACGCAAUGGGUUUAUUGGAGUAUUUCAUAGCAUCGGUCUUCUUCCCGUCGAGGUUCGACUCAAAGCGGAACUCGUUUCCAUAUCUGAUAAUCAUCGGAGCAGUCAUGUUUGGAGCUCAGAUCAUCAGAUCAUUAGCUAUGAUUCAAGCUGCACAAUCAUUCUCCCACGUUGUGAAAAGUAAAAAACACGAUGAUCAUACAUUAGUAACUCACGGUCUUUAUUCAUGGUCUAGGCAUCCUUCGUAUACAGGAUUCUUCUAUUGGGCAGUAUUCUCCCAACUUCUUCUCGGAAACGUAGUUUCGACUCUUGGUUUCGUCGUGGUACUGAGCAAAUUCUUUUCCAGACGGAUCAUCGAUGAAGAAAAAUGGUUAAUCAAAUUCUUCGGAGAUGAAUAUAUCCAAUAUCGACAACGUGUAGGAACUAAAUUACCAUUCUUUUUCGCUCCUACAUGA
This is a messenger RNA of Kwoniella shivajii, 945 nucleotides long. RefSeq lists its product as uncharacterized. Gene Ontology annotation, molecular function: protein C-terminal S-isoprenylcysteine carboxyl O-methyltransferase activity. NCBI's taxonomy places the organism in Eukaryota, Fungi, Basidiomycota, Tremellomycetes, Tremellales, Cryptococcaceae. The transcript is spliced from 5 exons. The record is from RefSeq and is a predicted model, not a curated record. Gene Ontology annotation, cellular component: membrane; endoplasmic reticulum. Bases 1 to 945 code for a protein of 314 amino acids. Gene Ontology annotation, biological process: C-terminal protein methylation.